Molecule: messenger RNA, 3104 nt
Organism: Phragmites australis (common reed)
Lineage: Eukaryota; Viridiplantae; Streptophyta; Magnoliopsida; Poales; Poaceae
Exons: 17
Coding region: 189-2789 (866 amino acids)
Source: RefSeq, a predicted model, not a curated record
UGAGCUAAAAUCACACUCCACUUCAGUCCUCGCUCCCACCACGUACCGUACGCUUCGCGGCGCGUCGCUUUUGCACGCCUACGCCUCGCCACCGACGUCGCCGCCGGAGACGCCGCCUCGGCCGCGGAGGCGCUAGAGGAGCAGGAGCGUGGGGUGGCGUUGGGUGGCCGGCGCAGACGCCGUGGGAGAUGAAGGCCAAGGCCCUCCCCUUCAUCGCCUUCGAGCACAAGCGGGACGCCUAUGGCUUCGCCGUGCGGGCACAACACCUGCAGCGGUACAGAGAGUAUGCAAACAUCUACAAGGAGGAGGAAGAGGAGAGGUCAGAGAGAUGGAAUAAUUUUCUGGAUAGGCAGGCCGAGGACGCCGAAUCAUCUGGAGAGGAUGUUAAGGUUGUACCUUCCAAUGAGAAUGAAGGAGGUGCUAGCAAGAAUGCCAAGGAUAGCAGGUUGAAACUCUCAGAUGAGAAGACGCCGAAGCAGCCAAGACCACAUAAGAUCCAAAUAUGGUCUGAAAUCAGGCCCUCUUUGGGCCAAAUUGAGGAGAUGAUGAGUUCGCGUGUCAAGAAGAAGCAAUCUCCUGCUGAAGAGAGCAAGCCAUCAGAGGAUUCUGAUGAUGAGUUCUAUGAUGUAGAGAAGGUUGAUCCUAGCCAAGAAGUGCCUGCAGCUGACAGUGCCAAUGCUGAUUCAGGUACAAAUAGAGGUGCGGAUCAAGAAGGAUAUUAUCCUUGGAAGGAGGAAUUGAAGUGCUUAGUCCGUGAUGGGCUGCCAAUGGCUCUGAGAGGAGAGCUAUGGCAAGCUUUUAUUGGUAUUGGAGCUCGUCGAGUGAAAGGGUAUUAUGAGAAUCUCCUUGCGGCAGAUGGUGAAAGAGAAGAUAGAAAAUGUUCUGAUUCUUCAACAACGGAAUGUGGUGAUGGAAAAACAAAAGCAUCUCAAACAUUUUCUUCUGAAAAGUGGAAAGGGCAAAUAGAGAAGGAUUUACCUAGAACAUUUCCAGGACAUCCUGCUCUAGAUGAGGAUGGAAGAAAUGCUUUAAGACGCUUGCUCACAGCUUAUGCUAGACAUAAUCCAACAGUUGGUUACUGCCAGGCAAUGAAUUUCUUUGCUGGUUUGUUACUGCUGCUGAUGCCAGAGGAGAAUGCAUUUUGGGCAUUGACAGGCAUUAUGGAUGACUAUUUUGAUGGUUACUUCUCUGAAGAAAUGAUUGAGUCUCAGGUGGAUCAGCUUGUUUUAGAGGAGUUAGUCCGAGAGAGGUUCCCAAAAUUAGGUGUGCAACUUAUUUUUUCGACGUUUCAUUAUAUGUACCACAUCACUGUCAGAUAUAUUAACCGCACAAAUUUGACAAGAACAUGCAUGCUUUUUUUUACAGUAAAUCACCUUGAUUACCUUGGUGUACAAGUUGCAUGGGUUACUGGGCCAUGGUUCUUAUCUAUUUUCAUGAACAUGCUUCCCUGGGAAAGCGUUCUUCGCGUGUGGGAUGUGCUUCUUUUUGAGGGAAACCGUGUGAUGCUCUUCCGGACAGCCCUUGCACUGAUGGAGUUGUAUGGUCCUGCACUUGUGACCACAAAAGAUGCCGGGGACGCAAUAACUCUUUUGCAGUCUUUAGCUGCUUCCACUUUUGACAGCAGCCAGCUUGUUUUAACAGCAUGCAUGGGAUAUCAAGCUGUAGGCGAAGCAAGGCUGCAAGAGCUGAGAAAUAAACACCGUCCAUCUGUUAUAUCUUCAAUGGAACAGAGAGCAAAAGGUCUUCGUGUCUGGAGGGAUACCAAUGGUCUUGCAUCGAAGCUGUAUAAUUUCAAGCGUGGCCCUGAAUCAUUGGUGUCUUUAUCAGAAGAGCAGUCAAAUGACUUGACAAACGGCGCUACAAACCAAGAAACCAAUUCUGGUAAUAUGGAUGAUAUGUAUCGUGGCCUGACUGUCAACACUGAGAUUGACUCUUUGCCUGAUCCUAAAGACCAGGUUGUCUGGCUGAAGGGUGAAUUAUGCCAACUGCUAGAGGAGAGAAGAUCAGCUGUACUUAGGGCUGAUGAACUAGAGACGGCACUGAUGGAAAUGGUUAAGCAAGAUAACAGGCGUGAAUUAAGUGCAAAGGUCGAGCAGUUGGAACAAGAGUUAUCCGAGCUAAGGCAAGCUCUAUCAGACAAGCAGGAACAGGAGCAAGUAAUGCUCCAGGUCCUGAUGCGGGUAGAGCAUGAACAGAAAGUCACAGAGGAUGCCCGCAUCUUCGCUGAGCAAGAUGCUGCUGCGCAGAAAUAUGCUGCACACGUGCUCCAGGAAAAGUACAAGGAAGCUAUGGCUUCACUGGCGCAAAUGGAGAACAGAGCAGUUAUGGCAGAAACAAUGUUGGAGGCAACACUUCAGUAUCAAUCUAGCCAGCAGAAAUCACAGCUGCCAUCCCCUUCUCCAUCUCCAAGGACACCAACACGAGAUACAUCACCUGGCCAAGCGAACCAAGAUUCGUCACAGGAGUUCCAACCUAGAAGAAUAAGUUUGCUUGCCCCAUUUUCUCUCGGCUGGCGCGACAAGAACAAGGGCAAGCAGAACGGCAUGGAUGAGUCGACAAAUGGCAAACUAAAUAAUAACACUGAUCAAAGUGUUGAAACACCCAAGAAGGAUGAUGAAAAGCAGGGAGACCCUCCAAAGGAGGGUGAACAGAGAGGAGAAACACCCAAAAGAGAUAGUGAGCCCAGAUUAGAGACACCCAAGAUGGAUGGCGAUCUGCCAAGUGUCCAGAGGACCACAAAUAAUAUGAAUGGGCAGGAAGAUCAGUUGGAAGAAAUAAAAUUGGAUUGAUAUAGACAAGCUCAUUGUUCGGCCGGUCUUCACCAGUGUGGUUAAGUCACAACACAUAGGCCAUUUUUUAAAUUAUGUAUUGUUUGUAUUUAUUUCCCCCCUUUGCCCUUCCCCGUUUUCCUUCUUAAUUUUUGCUUUUGUUUUGUGAUCACAUCUUUCUUGAAGUAUAGAUUCAAUAUUUUGAACCAUAACUUGAGGGGAGAGUGAAUAAGUUUUGCCUUUUCAAGAUGGGCUGUAAGUUACCGAUAGAAACAUGGAAAUAUGUACCAAGUGGAAGAACACAAUGCAAUUUAUGGAAGAGACUGCUCUAUACUG